AUGUGUAAGGUGGGAGAGAAGGUUGGACCAGUUUUAUCAAAAGAUGAGGUAUUUAGGAGGAAGUUGAAUGGCAUUGUUUGGGAAAAUUCACUUGAUCCCAAUGCCUUUGAGUUGCGAUGGAAUCGUAUUAUCGAGGAAUAUGGGUUGGGUGAUAAUGGUUGGUUUCGUUACUUGUUUGAGUCCCGUACAUUUUGGGCACCUCCAUACUUUCAUGAUGAUUUUAUGGCUAGUUUAGUUAGGACCGCGUCUAGAUCGGAGUCUCAAAAUAGUUUUUUUGGCAGUUUCUCUAAUGGACAUUGUAGUUUGGUUGAGUUUCUAGUGCACUAUAACACUGCUAUUGGUGCACAGCGGCAUGCCCAAGCAAAAUUGAAUGCUGAUUAUGAAGCUUGUUUUCCAGUUUUGAAGACACCAUUGGCAUUGGAGCGGCAUGCCAUGGCUGUUUACACAAUUUCUAUAUUUUAUUAUGUUCAAGAAGAGAUUUGUUCGGCUUGUUUUUCUUGUCAAGUGGUGUCUUUGACUGAUAUUGAUGGUUGCGUGUCAUAUGUGAUAAAAGAUGAUCGUGGACUUGAGAGUAUUCCUUCUAGGUAUUUGCUGCAUCGGUGGACAAAGGGUGCAUGUUUGCACCCAAUAUUUCAUAUUGAUAGUACACUUGUUGAUCAAUCUGCUAAAGUGGAGAAUGUUAGGAUGCUUACCAAUCUUAUGUGGUCUGAUAUUUAUGCUUGUGUGGGGUUGGCUGAUGGUAAUAUUGACCGUUUGUCACAGCUACGACGUGUUAUUAAUGAGCAAAGGCAAAUAUUUCUACAGGAUGGGAGUGAGAAUGGGAAUGGGGUUGCUGUUGGUAGCAAGCAAAGUGUGAUUAAUUCGUUUUGUGGAGAUGUGUCUAUGGGUUCGACAGUGGAUGUGCACGACCCUGUCCAAGCUAAGAACAAGGGUAGUGGUAAGCGCUUGAAGAGUGCAAGGGAAAGAGCUGCAAGCAAGUGUGCAAUGCAAUCAAGGAGAUGCUACACUUGUGAUGAAUAUGGCCAUAAUAGUAGGACAUGCCCUUUAAAUACUUGA
This is a messenger RNA of Ipomoea triloba (trilobed morning glory), 1056 nucleotides long. RefSeq names its product protein FAR-RED IMPAIRED RESPONSE 1-like. Gene Ontology annotation, molecular function: nucleic acid binding; zinc ion binding. The transcript is spliced from 2 exons. The record is from RefSeq and is a predicted model, not a curated record. Gene Ontology annotation, biological process: regulation of DNA-templated transcription. The coding region runs from base 1 to 1056 and encodes 351 amino acids. Lineage: Eukaryota; Viridiplantae; Streptophyta; Magnoliopsida; Solanales; Convolvulaceae.